AGCAGUGUGAAAGUGUCUUCUGCACUCGAAUCUGGCUGCAUUCUUCGCUGGCCGACGUUGUCCUCGCUGCCUAUGCAGGUGUGGACCGAUUCACCGGGGCCGAGUGUGGAGUCGCGCUAGCUUAACUAGCCGCAUUUUAGGCAACAUCGACCUCAUCUUACUCCACCACUCUCGACUCUACUCAUCAACCAUAUCCACAAACAACACCCUACUGCUGCAUCUCUCUCGUUGAAUAUCGCAGCCACGAGACUGCAGCGCCGUUCUUUAUCUACCACACCAACCCAUUCCAUCCAUAGCCUUGCCUGCACAUCCAACAUGGCGGCUACCAACGUGCCCGUGACGCUGGACACACCCAUCGUGGUCAAGCUUCUGUUCCGUGGGCAGAGUAGGAAGUUGAAGCUUCCUCUGAAAGAUCUCGGAGCUCACGUACUCCCUGACAAGCUUCGAAGCGUUCUCCAGCUUCAGCCUGAUGAGCAGGUCGUGUUCGAGCGCUACUCCGACUCGGCUGGCGCCUACGUCACACUGGACUCCGAUAAGCCGCAGGUCUACAAGACGCUGUUCCGAGCGGCGAAGGCGAAGCUCAAGCUGCGCUUGAAGGCGACCAUUCCUGGCGAAGAGGUCGAGCUUCCAGCUCCAGCACCACCAGCAGCUGUCCAAGAAACUGCUCGCGCAUUACCUCAGCCUAGCUCGCUCCAUCGCUUGAGCGCCGAAACUCUCACACCACAGGUCAUCGCGCCCAUCUCUCCUGUCAUCGCGCGCUCUCCCAACGCGAACCCUCCCGCACCCAAGUGUGAAUCCGCCAGUCCCAUCUCCCCACCUCAGCCCGAAACAUGCUCCAAGAAGCUGCCGCGUUCAUUUACUGCCCGCCAGAGUUUCUUCAAUGACCUUGCCAACGCUUCCCAGUUGGACGUCGAUCUCGCUUUCCACAAGUCAGCACAGAACGACAUGGAUCUUGCAUUCCGGCCUAAGCCGUCAGCGUGCUCCUCAUGGGUAGUAUACUGCAACAACUGCAACCAUCCCAUGGAAGACGAGCACUUCCACUGCGGAAUCUGCGACAGCGGUGACUACGACCUCUGCCCUGCUUGUGUCGACUUGGGCAUUCACUGCCCUGGAGCGGGCCACUGGAUGGUCAAGCGCUUUGUCAGGGACGGCUGCGUCAUCAACAGCACCACUCAGCGCAUGGCUACGAAGACGAAGACCGAAGAAGUAAAGGAAGUUCCCGGAGCCUUCACCGAUGAGAAGGAGUCUGUUACAUACGAGGAUGAGGAGCCAAGUCGUACUUGCAACUGCUGCGUGAAGAUCCUCCCCGAGAAGGAGUUUGUUACAUGCACCUUCUGCGAUGACUACGACCUGUGCCUAGACUGUCACAUCUCCAACAAGCACGGUCAUCAUCCUGGACACGCAUUCAAGGCGGCCGCCCCAGAAGCCAAACUUCCUACUCUGGCCAAUGUCUUGUGCAACACUGGCAGGAACAUUCGCCACAAUGCCGUCUGCGACGGAUGCGACAAGUUCAUUUACGGUGUGCGCCACAAGUGCCUGAACUGCCCUGACUGGGACUACUGUUCUGACUGUGUCUCAAAUGCCAAGUUUAUACACCCCCGUCAUCGCUUUGUACCUAUCUACGAGGCUUUGACUGAGCCUCUCAACAAUGCUAACCGUCAUUAUGGAAUCUUCUGUGACGGACCUCUCUGCAAAGACAAGGAGAACGUGUCAUACAUUGAGGGCGUCCGGUACAAGUGCGCUGUUUGCCACGACACCGACUUCUGCCAGAACUGCGAGGCACACCCAAGCAAUAGACACAACCACACGCAUCCUCUCAUCAAGCUCAAGACCUCUGUCCGUCACGUGAGCGUCACUACGCAAAACGAUGAUGUAACCGGGAUGUCCGCCCGGCUUGGUGACCGACAGCUACCCACCGCAACAGAGACUGUUCAGGUUGCACCCUCUACCAAUGCUGCGACUCAGGUUCAGACCAUUGUGGACAUGAAGCCUUCCCAGGAGCCGCAAGUCAAGAAAGAGAAGAUUGCUAUCUGUGAUCUGCUUGUGGAGUCCGCUGAGCCAGUUCAGGAGAAGGCGUCGGUUGCGGCCUCUGAGAUCACUGGGACUGAAUCUCAACACUCCACUUACAAAAGCCUGCGAGACGUGUUGGCUGAGCAGAUGGCGAAAACCCUGCAGCCGGCUCUUCCUGUUUUCGAGUCCGGACUCAGCAACGUGGCCGAGCUCUAUACUUCCAAGUUCGAAACGCUCCCGGCGGACUUCUUCUCCAAGAAAGAGUCCAAGUCGGAGGAACUCGACGCUCAUUUCAUCCGCGACACCGUCGUCGAUGGCUCUAAGAUCUGCCUCGGUUCGCAGUUCGUUCAAGUCUGGACACUGCGCAACCCUGGCCCAGAUGCCUGGCCUGCAGGCUGCAGUGUUCGACACGUUGGUGGUGACAACAUGCUCAACAUUGACAACAGCCGAGCCUUGGGCCAAGCCGAGCUGUCCAGAGCUUGUGAGAGCAAUGUGAUUGACCGCUCUGUUGAGGCUGGUGAGGAGAUCUCUUUCCGUGUUGUUUUGAAGGCGCCCCAACGCGAGGGCACUGCUAUCUCUUAUUGGCGCCUCAAGACUGCUGAGGGAAUGCCUUUUGGUCACCGACUGUGGUGCGACAUCACUGUCGUUGCUCUGUCGUCACCUACUCCGGCUCAGCCUAUCGCUGUGCCAGUUUCAUCCUCCGAGACGGUCGAUGCUUCUGGCUCUUCUCGCAUGUAUGAGCGCAUUUUGCAAGCCAGGCAGGAGAGGACCAAGUCUGUCCAGCAGUCUCAUGCCCAGCAGCUUGAGCAGCAGAAGAUGGAGCGCAUUCAGCGCGUCCGCAAGGCUGCCGUUGAGCGCCUGAUGGAGAACCGUCGUCGGGAAUCCGAGGCUGUGCGAGCUGCCAUGCAACAAGAGUCAGCCCCGAAGGUCGAGGAGCCAGUCAAGCAGGAGGCUGCUGAGCUCCCGGUCGAGGAGAAGUCAGUCGAGCACCAGGCAGAGCCCGAGCUUCAGACUUCCCGCAUGAUCUUCCCCCAGCUCGACAAGGAAUCUCCAGAGUCAAGCACCUACGAGUCCACCACGACUGCUCAGCCUGAGUCGCCAAUGUCGGAGAAGAGCACCAUCGCCCGUACCGUCACUGUGGCCGACGAUGAUGAGUUCUUUGAAGAUGCCGAGAGCGUUGCUCUUCACUCUGAUGACGAAAGCUUCAUGACGGACGAGGAGUACGACAUCCUCGACGCCAGCGACGAGGAGGGUUUGUAGGUGAUUGUUCGCGCCUGCAGAUGGCACAGUCUCCCCUUUGGUGCGCUUGAUCGUCUUGCUUUUUGCGUAUCUUUCGGUGUUUAGUUGGCGUUUUGGGCUAUUGGACAUACACUCCUUUCCACGGCAGGCGAGGCUGAAGCCGCUGCGUGGAUGGAUAGGACAGGGCGCUGCAUGGCGCUUCUGGCUUGGAUCAACCCUCAACCCCCCCUCCCAAUUUGCGUAUGGAUAUGGUUUCUUUUCCUUGCCCCCUUUGCCCCUUACCUGUGUCUCCCUGUCUCCUAUAGGCUCUAGUUAAAAUGCAAUGAAUGCUACGAGAAGAAAGGAAAAUCUGCGCUGAUUGUGAUUGUAACAUAGAUGAAUCCGUAAGGAAGUAGGUGAGGUUAGGUAGUGGGUGAUGUGUGAUGCAAGACUUUGCUG
Molecule: messenger RNA, 3687 nt
Organism: Dothidotthia symphoricarpi CBS 119687
Lineage: Eukaryota; Fungi; Ascomycota; Dothideomycetes; Pleosporales; Dothidotthiaceae
Exons: 3
Coding region: 316-3270 (984 amino acids)
Molecular function (GO): zinc ion binding
Source: RefSeq, a predicted model, not a curated record